Molecule: messenger RNA, 3465 nt
Organism: Ascochyta rabiei
Lineage: Eukaryota; Fungi; Ascomycota; Dothideomycetes; Pleosporales; Didymellaceae
Exons: 1
Coding region: 1-3465 (1154 amino acids)
Source: RefSeq, a predicted model, not a curated record
AUGUCAGCACCCUCCAGCGACGGCCGCCCCUCCUUCUCCUCCGAGCCGUCAGCCAGGUCGUCGCGCACCUUCGCCUCCAGCUCCAAGACGCCGCCCACGCACGUCGGCUAUGGCGAGGGCGGCUCUUCACCGCGCCAGAGGAGCAGCAGAGACGCCAGCGCCGUCUCCCAGGGGUCAGGGAGCAGUCCGCUGGGCGCAGACGCCAUUGACGAGCACGACUUUGCCCACCGCCGGCCGCGCGCGGGCAGGUCUGGCGGCGGCGGCUUCUUGCUGGACCCCGGCUUCCCCGGCCCUCGACACAGCGCCCGCCAUGUCAAAACGCCUGACAGCAAGGGCAAGAGCAGGAGGACGACGUCGCCAGGCAGCUCGCCGCCGGCCGAGGCAGACCACCACGGCCGACUGCGCAUGCCCAAGGCCAGAAGCAGCGUGCCCCCGCCGGCCGUCGACCCCAACCAGCUCGUGCACAUGGCCCUGAACCUGAGCGAGAGCCGGCGCCGCAACAUCAGCGCCUCGCAGCUGCUGGGCUCCCAGUCCAGGGCCCCGUCUGCCGCCCAGCGCGAGGGCAGCUUCUCCAACGCCGGCGUGGGCAGCAGCCUGAGGCAGUACCUGAACGAGCAGCGCAGGGUGUCGCGCAACAUGUCCCCCAUGGGCGGCAGAGGCUCGCCCUCGCGCCACAUGUCCACGGGCAUGCAGCGGAGCGCCUCCAUGGCGCUGCCCACCUCCCAGGCCGCCAACCCCUCGCUCGCGACCCUCGUCCGACGAGACAAGGCACGCGCAUACAUUGAGCUUCGAGCAGAGUACAUGCGCUUGCUGGAGCUCCUGCCGCCGCUCAAGGCAGACGCCCACGCCCCGGGCAACUUCAUCUACUCGUCAAACGCCGUCCCCGGCAGCCCCACGGCACAGCUCACACGCACGCCGUCGUAUGCCAACAAGCAGCACGACCUGGGCCGCCCCUACAACCCCAUCCAGGCUCUCCGCAACCGCAGGAGCAGAGCGCGCGAGCGGCUCGCGCUUCCCCACGAGCCUGCACACUUUGCCGACAUCGACCAGGUCCACGACUGGGUCGACCAGGUCGCCGAGCAGUCGGGAAAACCUGGGUACCGCCGAGAAGACGGCGUAGAGCUGCCAGCGCUGCACACGGACCACGAGACGCAGGCCCAACAAGCCAAACCCCCAAAGUCACACCAGGGCUGGAGCUUUACCCCAGAAGAGCUGCUCGCGGACGCAUACUGGCUCGAGCACGGCGACAACAAGACCACCAUCGAGGACCGCAACGGCCGCAAGAUUUUUGCUCGGCGCGAGCCACCCAAGCCGCAGAAGCACGACUUUCUGUCACCACGACCCAGCAACGAGUACGCCGACAAGAGACGACGAAGCUGGGUGGAUGGCCUGCCUGGCACCGCCGACAACACCGCCGACGAGAGCGAGCAUGGCAGUGAGCGUGGCCGCAAGCGACGGCUGCUCCCCACCAUCCGCGCCGACUCGCGACUCCGCAAGGGCAGGGGCAGUCCGCGGAAACACUCGGUCGGCUACAGCGAAUCGUCCGACUCCGACAUCGAUGCACGUAGGACUCGAAAGUCGUUUGAUGCCGAGCACAACACGGGCCCGCUCGCGCUGCAGAUGAAGAAGAAGCUCGAGCUGCAGACCAAGGGCAUCGACUCGAAAGCAGCGGCUACCUUUACGCCGGACACGCCCGACAAAUGGGGGAAGGCCCUCGACGACGUCCCUGAUGGAAAGGUGUCACGCAACUCGCUGGAAGUGCCUCGAUUCGUGAGCAGCGCUGCGAGGAUAGACCAGAAUGCUGCGCUCAAGAUGCCCCCCAGAAAUCGCACGAACCCCCUGUCGCCCAUCAAGUCGGCAGAACCGCGGUCGUCGAUCGAAGAGGACAGCACCGCACCGAGUACGCCACUCUACGCAAAACACUUUCCACACAUGGGAAGCGACCUGUCUCCACCGCCCAGCAGAGCGGGCUCAGAUCUCGGCAAGGCCAAACGAAGCAAGUUGAACAUCUUCCACUCUUCUCACGACCACGACGGCAAGCACGAGCACGAGACGGCAGGCCUCGACAAAAAGCAGGGUUCUCGACAGACGAGCGAGGAGCAUCAGGAGUCGAGCAGCCGUGGGACCGCCAUCUUCGCAGCACCCGGCGCGGUGAAGAACCUGCUCAGCCAUCGCAAAGGCGACAGCGUCAGCAGCCUGCCGAGUCCAGACAAGCUGCGUCGCAGGGAGACUCAGGAUGCCAAAGAGCCUCACUCUGCCGUGACGCGUUUCUUCAAGGGCGUGAAGCACGAAGGGACCAAGGUCGGCGACAUCAUCUUCAGACGAGACCGGGCAGACGACACAGACGCAAGCACCGUCUCCGACCGCAACUCGGUCGAAUUUGACGACGACCGCCGACCCACUCUCUCACGGACCGUCACUUCGACCACAGCAGGCAGCGCCACCUCGGAGAAAGACGCGGGAUAUCAUCUCCAGCUCCCCUCAUUCCGUCCCGCCCACGCAGCGCUCAGCGACACCGACGAUGCAUCCGACCCCGAACACCACAUAUCACGCCAGUCCCGGGAACGCCGCACCGCUCGUUCCCCACGCAUCGACCGACUCCUGCCGCCGCGCAUGGACCUGGAGCGUGUGUCGUCAGCCUCUUCGGCGGCGACCCUCGGACCCGUCCGCAGCCGCGACCAAGACCACGUGCACAAGCAGCUUGCCCGCCCUGGCAGCGUGUUCCCAGGCGUUCCUCCGCCGACAGGCCUCAAGAACGCCCAAAACAGGCACCGCAGCACCUCUCGCCCCACUCUCGACGGCAAGCGACAAUGGAGCAUCGCGGACGGCGACGACGAGCAGCAGCGGGAGAAACGGCAGAACGUGGCCACCCAAGCAGACAUCGCCCGCGUGCGCGCACUCUUCCUCUGCUCCGGCGUCAAAGCCAAGGAGAUUGCUCGCCGCGCGCAGACGCCCAGCUCUCAAGCACCGCACUUCCUCACGCUCGCCGCAGAAACCGCAAAGGAGCAGCUCUUCCCGGUGCCGAGAAAGGAAGAGCACGUGCUCGCAGCUCGCAUCCUCGUCCACGAUCUCGAGCGCUCGACGUCUGCGCUGCACGCUGCGUGCGAGCAGUUCCGCUCCGGCACCAUCAAAGACCUCAACACGCGCAUCACGCACCUCCGAGACAGCAUCGAGAGCGACCUCAUGCCACGCAUCUUGGAGAGCGGCGACAAAGCCGUGCACAUCACCAGCGAAGUCUCGGGCCAGGGGCCGCUGCAGGUCAAGCAGAUCAACGACGAGAUCGACCGCAUGCUGCGGCAGCGGAGACGCCACACGAGGUGGAUCAUGAGCUGGGGAUGGUCGGCGGUCGAGUGGACGAUUGUCGUUGCACUGCGGUUUGCCUCUAUCCUCUUUGCCUUGUACGGACUGCUGAAGGGUGCUGUCGGCAUGGUCUGGGGUGUCGUGAGGUGGUUGCUGUGGCUUUAG